GAUGCAGUCAGAAGAACUUCAAAGCAUAGUAGAAGAAUAUACAUUUAUCAUACAGGAGCUUAAGAUCCAGAAGACUGAUUUGCAAGAGCAACUGCUACAGACAAGUGAAGACAUGGCUAUAAGCUCACAGGACUCUGUGAAUAAACUUACCAGCGAUCGUUCAGUGCAGUCUGUGGUAGAGGAGAUUGCAGAGUUGCAUGAGGAUAAUGAUAACUCUGAGCUCUUACCUCCUCUGUGCGGUAUACUGCAAACCGCCAACUCGCACGUGGUUCCCCUAAUCAUGGAUGCUGAAAUGACUUUGGAUGAUGACAUUUGGUUUGAAACAGAGUUAACGCUUGUUCGAAUAAAAUGUGAAACUGACGGGUUACUUAAUCUUCUCCAAGAAGUUGCUCCACCAGACUCACCUGAAUUCUUGGAGGAAUGUCACGAUGCCUUGCAACAGACAUACAGCUGCUUAACUCAACUGAAGUGUGCGUGGGAACAGCUCUCAAGCAAGUUAUAUGGAACAGUGAACAUGCAGAGAGAGAGAGAAAAGUUCUUACAUAAGUAUCAUUUGUCAUCUUUAUAUGCUUGGUUCACCAAAAUUCAAAAAUGCCGUAUUGGUCAGGUUUGGAUUCAGAGCAGGUCAUGGAGGAAGAUGAUGGUUAUCCUCCUGAUGGGCUCAUGCCUCUUUCAGCCAGUACAACAAAGAGACAGCAUCUGGACACUUGUGCAAGGACUCCUAUCGGACCAUGUACAGCUGCAGUAUUUGGAACCACCACUUUUUUAAUGCCACACUUGUCAUGCAGAAAGAAAGAUGAAAACCUGCUCAUUUGGUUGUGUGAUAAAGGUCUGAAGUACAGCAAAGUACAGUGUUUUGUUUUGUUUACCGAUAGAAUGCAAAACACUGAUUGAA
Pelobates fuscus (common spadefoot toad) is the source of this 895-nucleotide messenger RNA. RefSeq lists its product as uncharacterized. The transcript is spliced from 7 exons. The record is from RefSeq and is a predicted model, not a curated record. Gene Ontology annotation, cellular component: meiotic nuclear membrane microtubule tethering complex; chromosome, telomeric region; lateral element. Gene Ontology annotation, biological process: chromosome localization to nuclear envelope involved in homologous chromosome segregation; actin filament organization; spindle localization. Lineage: Eukaryota; Metazoa; Chordata; Amphibia; Anura; Pelobatidae. Gene Ontology annotation, molecular function: dynein complex binding. Bases 2 to 769 code for a protein of 255 amino acids.